AAGUCGGUUGCGAAAGCUCAGGGAAGGAAGAAAACGGAAGCAGUUCACCGGUAGAUAUAAAGCGAUUUCCCGCGAGCUAAUGAGAAAGUUAGCACAUCUCUUUUUAUGUGUGUUAUGAAGUACUUAUAACUUUUUGACGUCGUAAAUCCGCUAGCUGUCGUAUUACAUCCGCACACAAGCAUGGAUCGGGAGAGUGCGUCACUAUUGCCCGGCGUGUGCGCGCUCUUGGCGGACUCCGGUAAGCCUCUGCCCGAUGACACCAGCCUGGAGAAACUACUGGACCGGUUCACCGAACUCUCCGAAGCAGGUGUAUCACUUCCAGAGAGUUGCCUGUGUCUUCUAGAGUUUAUUUCUACCAUGGCCUCCAACUCCACUUCUGAUCCCAGCAUCCUCUCCUUCACUCUUAAACUCACCGGCCUGAUGGCGGCCACCGAGGAUGGCUACAGAGUCUUGCAGGAGCGCUCGGUUCUGGAGGUGAUUUUUAGCGUUAAGCACUGGAUGGACACCAAGCUCUGGGAUGACCCCUGCAUCCGUAUUGGCUGGCUUUAUGGAUUCAAGAGAAUGCUGCUGCACCCGAAGGCGCUCACUUUCUUUGUGCAAUCAGGUUUCCUCAAACCACUUUUAGAGCUCCAGUCAGAUCCAAGCAUAUUUGUUGCUUCCGCCGCCAAGCAGUUGCUGGUCCACAUCCUGCUCGCCACUCAACCAGAAGAAGGUCAUGCAAGUAUCAAAGCCAGGGAAGACCACAGUGCUGUUGUCCUGCAAACCUCUGAUCACAUAAAUGAGUCACUCAAAGAAGGCAAGCUGGCAAGUGGUAAUGCACGGUUCCUGAGUCUGCUGGCACUGAUCCUGGAACAGGCUCGGCGCCCUCUGCGGGAACAGCUGCUCAAGGCGCUUGCCGCCUCCCUAGAAGAGCUGGCUGAGGCGGGAGACAGUCGGAUCACAUCUCCUCUAAUGGAUGUCAUUAUGGCCGGAUAUAGCACCGAGAGUGACGACGUGACCAAGCGUCUUUUGUCCUCUAUGUUGAAUGUCGACAAACCCUUUGACCUCGUCCAAGCCGCGGCUUGGUUUCUCUCCCGAAGUCGUUCAUGCGCAUCAAGAGAUGCUGUCAACACAAGGCAGGCAGUGAGAAUCCUCCUGCUGCCCCUCCACUUUGUCACCGAGCAGCCCUUGCUCGGAACAGCCCUUGUAGUGGACAACGUAACAAUGGCGGCGCAGCUGAAGAAUAAAAAAGCGUUCAUCUCCAUGAUCUGUUCCUGUCUGGGAAAGGCGCCCGAGGUGGCACUUAUGCCUCUUGACGUCCUCCCGUGUGCGCCGGCUGUAAUCGUCCUCUCUGUUGUUACUUUGCUACGAAUGUGCAGUGGUGACACUUUGACCUCCUCGUGGCCUUCGCGAAAUGAGGAUUUCCGCUGUAUCGUCAGCAGUGGCAAAGUUCAGAUAUCCGCUUUGAAUGCUUUGGCUUCGCUCAGCGCCAGCCCAGGGGCUAACAGCACAACGAACCAAGUCUCUGAAAUCCUGGUACAUUAUUUGUGUCAACCCAAUUCAGACCCCACUGUCCUAAAAAAGUCCUACGAGGCCUUAUUACAGUGGGUGAGUCUUUGGACGGACCCGUCGUCCAUUCCGCAGCAACUCGGAGAAGAUCUCCUAAUGACAGUAAAGAAGCGGGCCUGCGAUCCACGUUGGGAGGUGAGAGACUCCACCAUUGAGUUUUUGGGGCAGCUGCAGUGCAUCCCUUCCCUGGGAUCGGUUGAUGCCUCCUUGUUGAGCAAUCGCAGUACCGCCCCGCUGCUCCGGGAGGCGCUGCAGGAUCCGGAGAGCUACGUGAGGGCCAGUGCCGUCGCAGCACUGGCACGGGGUCUGGUGCCCUGCUGGCAACAGGGAUCUGAGUUACCUCAAGAACAGACUGACACGGUGAGACAGCUGUUGGACAUUCUCCAGAAGGACACGGAGGGUUUUGCUAGGCGGGCUGUGGUCCACUACUUCAAGACCUGGUUCUUCGUUUGCUCCCGCCCUCCUUCAUCACCACCCUCACUUCUUUUGGAGUCAGUACGUGUGGUCUUCUCGCGCGGCAGCUUGGAUUUGGACUGGGAGGUGAAGGUGAACAUGCUGGAUUUGGCUGAGCUUUUACUGGACUCUGCCUUUUUGGAUUACAAAAGGCGCACCGGUGCAGAGAAUCACCCUUAUGCAACAUUUUACACGGACAUUAAUGGACAGGCCAAGGACGCAGAUGCCGCUUUAGAGUCGGCAUUGAGAACUUUAGUGGGUCAAGGCGUCUUCUCUGCGUCGCUUAGCAGCCUGGUGGACUAUGACCGACCCGUUGCGCUGAAAGCUUGUGAACUCCUCAUUACAAUCAGAGACGCAAUCUCCCCGGCGAGCGCCUUGACGAUGGACGUGCCCUGCGAACUGCCUGAGUACGGUUGGGGGAGGGAGAUCAGGGAGUUGCUGAAGAGCAAGGGAGACGCGGGCCGCCACGUAAACGUGUGCGAGGCGUUGACGUUACUGGACCUAGAUGAGCGGCGGGGUCUUCUGAGCCAGAGCAGCGAUCACGUUCACAACUCCUUGCAGUCUCUGCUGCAGGACAUCCUGAGCGCAGGAGGUGCUCUCGCAGACUCCAGAAAGGACGGAGGUCAAGAAGUCAUAGUGGACUGUUAUUGACUCACAUUUUCACUCAUCACAGAACUUUUAGUUUUAGGGUGAGUGGCAAAUGUAAUUGUGUUUGCAUCCCCAAAGUAGUGGAGAAUAACAAUGUACAUCAUAUUUGACUUAAGCGGGGAAAAAAAAAAGCCAAAUUAAAUUUGUCUUUAUUAUUAUUGUAAA
Molecule: messenger RNA, 2814 nt
Organism: Syngnathus typhle (broad-nosed pipefish)
Lineage: Eukaryota; Metazoa; Chordata; Actinopteri; Syngnathiformes; Syngnathidae
Gene: brat1
Product: BRCA1-associated ATM activator 1
Exons: 11
Coding region: 181-2652 (823 amino acids)
Biological process (GO): cell population proliferation; DNA damage response; positive regulation of protein phosphorylation
Cellular component (GO): nucleus
Source: RefSeq, a predicted model, not a curated record